Messenger RNA from Panicum virgatum (switchgrass), 911 nucleotides. RefSeq names its product abscisic stress-ripening protein 5-like. The record is from RefSeq and is a predicted model, not a curated record. Lineage: Eukaryota; Viridiplantae; Streptophyta; Magnoliopsida; Poales; Poaceae. The transcript is spliced from 2 exons. The coding region runs from base 156 to 581 and encodes 141 amino acids.
GUCCAUUCCACACAGGCCGGCCGUCUCCGCCUAUAAAACGCGAGCAAGUGCCGAGGUGCCAAGCAAGCAGCAGCUAGCAUCACAAGUAAUCCGGCCACACACAAUCAUCAUCCGAUCCUAUUGUCACUCUCGCACUUGAAGGUUAAGUUCCAUCCAUGGCGGAGGAGAAGCACCACCACCACCUCUUCCACCACAAGAGGGACGAGGAGGAGCAGCCCGCCGGCGGGUACGGCGGCGAGGCCGCCACCGCCGAGUACACGGAGACCACCGUGACGGAGGUGGUGUCCACCGGCGAGGACGAGUACGAGAAGUACAAGAAGGAGGAGAAGGAGCACAAGCACAAGCAGCACCUCGGCGAGGCAGGCGCCAUCGCCACCGGCGCCUUCGCGCUGUACGAGAAGCACGAGGCGAAGAAGGACCCCGAGCACGCGCACCGGCACAAGAUCGAGGAGGAGAUCGCGGCGGCGGCGGCCGUGGGCUCCGGCGGCUACGCCUUCCACGAGCACCACGAGAAGAAGAAGGACCACAAGGACGCCGAGGAGGCCGGCGGCGAGAAGAAGCACCACCACCUCUUCGGCUGAUGUGUCCAGUCGUCGACUCAGUACAUACGUGUGCGGCGGCCCCACCACAUGUAUAUGAUGAUCUGUCUAUAUACGUAUAUAUGCUGCGCAUCUUAAUUAAUUUCUCCGUGUGCUACUGCUACGUACGCGUGUACUGUAAGAGUGAGAGGCUGAGAGGUGGCCCCGCGCGCCAGCUGUGUGUGUGUGUGUUUGCUUUCCUGGGUAGUACAUAUACAUGUAUACGUGUUGAAUAAGGGGCCCCGGCUCCGUGUAUGUAUGUGUGUAUAUGUUGUAUCUACGAGUGGAAAAUGUGUGCAACUCUGAUUUGCGUAGCUAUACGCAUACUGCUUC